AUGCCUUUAGAAUCAGAUAAGGAUUUUACUUCAAUUAAGCCGCCGCCAAUUUUCGAUGAUCUUAAUGAGCAUGUGAAGGAAUAUUUAUUGAAACCUGAAAGAUUAUCUAUACACCAAUGGGAGAGAUCACAGAAUCAUUGGCAUCGAACACCCGAUAUUGACUCGUUAUUCAAAAUUGAUGAUGAUGAUAUUGGACUCGAUACUACGCUAGAGGUAGUCAGAGAUUUUUUAACUGGUGAAAUAAUUGGUCUAGAAGAAGUGAGCAUUCCAGUUGAAGAUGAUGAAGACAGCCUGUCAAUGUCAAGAACUCCAUUGCCUCCUAGUUUGGCAACAAGAGGAACAAUCACACAGAAUCCCUUCCUACCUGCUGGUUUUGAAGAAGAGCUUGAAAAAAUGCUGGAAGAAGCAUCUAGAACUAGUGAAGUUGUGGUUAAUAUUGACAGUCAUGAACCAGGCAAAUUUUUGGGUGAAGACAUCUUGUGUUCACCACCUGGUCGUAAGGAAAUCGUGAUGUUUGCUAGCGAUGGUGUAACAUUGCUGGACCAAACAAGUGAGAGUUCUAAAGAGGAAGAAAAAGUUGAAGAUAUACAGAUAAAUAUCAAUUUGGAAGAAGUAGUUAACAACAAUGCUCAUUUAGUAGGGCUCUGGCAAGAUGAUGAUGAAGUGAAGCAAGAACCUAAACCCAAAAAAGUAGACCUUGAAGUUGAAAGUUAUGCAGAAGACGACAAUUUCCUUGAAAGCACAAUUAUUAAACCACCAGUAGCGUUACCAGAAAUCCCUGUUUUAAAUAUUACAAACCCUACAAUAAGACCAGGCGUAACAUCUACGGAAUGGGCUGAAAUGAUAGACGUUUCUCAACCAGUGCCCGAGUUUAAGGAGAAAAUAAAAGAUUUGGCCCAUGCUUAUCCUUUUGAAUUGGAUAACUUUCAGAAACAGGCAAUAUUGAAGUUAGAAGAAGGGCAUCAUGUCUUUGUAGCAGCUCAUACAUCGGCCGGAAAAACGGUAGUUGCGGAAUAUGCUAUCGCUAUGUCCAGAAGGAACUGUACGAGAGCAAUCUACACAUCGCCGAUUAAAGCUCUAUCCAACCAGAAGUACAAUGAUUUCAACAAGAUGUUUGGCGAGGUGGGGCUUCUGACCGGGGAUCUACAGAUUAACGCCACCGCUUCCUGCCUCGUUAUGACCACAGAGAUCUUGCGCUCUAUGCUCUAUUGCGGAUCUGACGUCACAAGGGAUCUUGAAUUUGUCAUUUUCGAUGAGGUCCAUUAUAUCAAUAAUGCUGAGCGUGGUUACGUAUGGGAAGAGGUACUAAUACUGCUUCCGGCACAUGUUAGUAUCGUGAUGCUAAGCGCAACUGUACCCAACACGUUACAAUUCGCCGAUUGGGUUGGUCGUACUAAAAAACGCAAGGUCUACGUUGUUUCGACACCUAAACGACCAGUACCAUUAUGCCAUUAUUUAUAUACAGGAUCAGGAGGAAAGUCGAAGCACGAGCGGUUUUUGGUCGUGGACCAAGAAGGAAAGUUCCAGUUAAGAGGGUAUAAUGAAGCAGUUGCCGCUAAGAAGUCACGCGAAAACGAAUAUAAAAAAAGCUUCGGCCCAAAGGGCGGCAAACAGUUCGGCAAUCCAAAAGCAGAACAAACGAUGUGGGUGGCUCUGAUUGACCAUUUGCGUUCUAGUGAUAAGCUGCCUGUUGUUGCAUUUACUUUGUCCCGUAACAGGUGUGAUCAUAACGCAGAGAAUUUGAUGUCUGUAGAUCUGACGACCGCGAAGGAGAAAGGUCAUAUUCGGUCUUUCUUCCAGAGAUGUCUCCAAAGGCUCAAGGAGCCAGAUAGGAAGUUGCCACAGGUCAUUCGACUUCAAAGAGUCCUUGAAAACGGAAUUGGAGUGCACCACAGCGGUAUAUUGCCGCUAUUGAAGGAAAUUGUGGAAAUGUUGUUCCAAUCUGGCUAUGUAAAAAUCCUUUUCGCGACGGAGACGUUUGCUAUGGGCGUGAACAUGCCGGCUAGAACUGUAAUAUUUGAUGACGUCACUAAGUUCGAUGGACUUCAAUCACGAAGUUUAGUUCCCGCUGAGUAUAUUCAGAUGGCGGGACGAGCUGGAAGACGAGGUUUGGAUGAUACGGGUACUGUGAUAAUAUUGUGUAAAGAUGGCGUACCUGAUCAAAUGACUCUUAAGGAAAUGAUGCUUGGCACCCCGCAGAAACUGUCAUCGCAGUUCAGACUGACAUAUGCUAUGAUUUUGAGCUUACUUCGAGUGGCAACUGUGUCCGUAGAAGGUAUGAUGCAGCGGUCUUUCCGGGAGUUGCACCAGAUCCUUCAAGCGGAUACCAACAAGAAACUACUACAGCAGGCUGAAAAAGAAUAUUCUGAGAAGUGUAGCACCCCACUGCCUUCGCAUUUAGCACCUCUAGCCUCUUUUUAUGACACCUGCGUGGCAUAUAUUGAGGUUUUAAAUGAAAUAAUGCCUCUGUUACUGACCCAGCCAAAAGUUAGCAAGGAAUUUGUUCAGGGGAGAAUAUUGUUGGUGUCAGCUGGGCCGUAUAUAAAUCAACUUUGUAUCUAUUUGAAUAGUAGCGGGCCCCGCCAAACACCGUACAAGGUAUUAGUGCUAAACACAGUGGAAGAAGACACAAACCGCUAUAACUUCGACCUGGACGAAGCCUGGUACCGCAUCUUAAGUUUCUCCGCUAUGUAUGAUCAUAUUGGGACUGAGAGGAGCACGCAAGACCACGCGAUUCUGUGCAUCGCACCAAAGAAUGUCAUCGCUGUAACCAAGACGUGCCUGAAAAUUGACUCCAGCAUCAUAAUUCAGGAUUGGGAGAAACGCCAAAUGCCCAGGUUUAAAGACGCACCAGUGGGAGCUAGUUGCGCGAGCGCAGUUCAGGAACUGUCCCGACUGAGUCAUGCAGCGCGUACUGGUGUCAGUGCGUUGGAACAUAUUAGUCUAACACAAUCGCUCAAUAUUUCCACCGGGGAACUGCUGCAGGCCCUUGAUAGGAUGAAUAAACUUAAGGCUGAAAUUGAGACUCAGAAGAAAAGCACAGCAAUAGCUAACUUUAAGAACGAAUUUGCUACAGUGUACGAGAGGAAGCAAGCUGAAAGCAAGCGCGAUAAAUACAAGAGGCUUCUAUCGUUUGAGAGUUUAGCUCUUUACCCGGACUACCAAGGUCGACUUCUAGUACUCCGUGAACUGAAUUAUAUAGAUGAACACGACAGCGUCAUACUAAAAGGACGAGUCGCAUGCUGCAUGGGAACUAAUGAAUUAAUUCUCUCCGAAUUAGUCUUUAGGAAUGUCUUCACAGACAAAAAUCCAGCUGAAAUUGCAGCGCUACUAAGCUGUUUUGUGUUUCAAGCUAAAACUCACGUGGAUCAAGUACUAACGGAUAAAUUGCAACAGGGCGUUAAAGCCAUUGAGGGAAUCGAAGAUGAGCUAUCGUCGAUCGAAGCUAAAUAUGGGGUAUCCCAACUGGAAGGGCAACAGGAGCGUCUGAAUUUUGGACUCGUCCGUGUGGUUUAUGAGUGGGCACUGGAAAAACCUUUCGCUGAAAUUAUGGAUCUGACUGAUGUACAGGAGGGAAUUAUUGUCAGAUGCAUACAACAGUUGCAUGAACUCCUAGUGGAUGUAAAAGACGCAGCGGUUGCCAUCGGUGAUCCAAAGCUCCAAGCGAAGAUGAUGGAAGCCUCUACAGCUAUCAAGAGGGAUAUUGUAUUUGCAGCUAGCUUGUACACAACACAGCGAGAAAGUACUAGCUCAUAA
Molecule: messenger RNA, 3756 nt
Organism: Leptosia nina
Lineage: Eukaryota; Metazoa; Arthropoda; Insecta; Lepidoptera; Pieridae
Source: the annotation of a GenBank genome assembly